CAGUCCGUUGGUUUUCGUUGUGCGAUUCGGAGUGUUGGAAAAUCAUUCAGUUGUUCCCGAAAACAGCAUCGUUCUGCUAUCAGUUCGAUUGGGUAGACGUUUUGCCCUCAUAUCUCCUCGUCUGACAACGAAAUGGCCUGUGCUACGGUGCCGAAGGCAAUUUUUAAGAAUGGCAACAGCAUCCCCAUGAUCGGGCUCGGUACCUGGAACUCGCCUCCGGGACAAGUCGCUCAAGCUGUGAAAGACGCCAUCGACAUCGGAUAUCGGCACAUUGAUUGCGCUCAUGUCUAUCAGAACGAGCACGAAGUAGGCGAGGGAAUUGCCGCAAAGAUAGCUGAAGGUGUCGUGAAGCGGGAGGAUCUGUUUGUGACCAGCAAACUGUGGAACACCUUCCAUCGACCGGAACUGGUCGAGGGUGCUUGCCGCACGACCCUUAAGAACCUGAAGCUGGAUUACGUCGAUCUCUACCUGAUCCACUGGCCGGUUGCGUAUCGCGAGGGGCCGGAACUCUUUCCGAUGGGUCCCGACGGACAGACGUUCGUGUUCUCCGAUGCCGAUUACGUGGACACCUGGCCAGCGAUGGAAAAGCUCGUCGAAGCCGGUCUGGUGCGCAAUAUUGGACUUUCGAAUUUUAACACCAAGCAAAUUCAGCGUGUCUUGGACAUUGCCAAGAUCCCGCCGGCCACCAAUCAAAUCGAGUUGCACCCGUAUUUGCACCAGGCAAAGAUUACGGCUUUCUGUGCCAAGCAUGGAAUCGUCGUUACGGCCUACAGCCCGCUAGGAUCGCCGGCCCGACCGUGGGUGAAAGCAGACGAUCCGGUGCUGCUCGACGACGGAACGGUUGGCCAGUUGGCGAAAAAGUACGGCAAAAGCGCGGCUCAGAUACUGAUCCGUUACCAGAUUCAGCUCGGACACGUCGUUAUUCCGAAAUCGGUGACCAAAGAGCGCAUUGGUACGAAUUUCGAUGUUUUUAGCUUCCAGCUCGAGGAUGCCGAUGUCAAGGUGUUGGCGCAGCUGGAGAGAAACGGCCGCAUUUGCCCGGAAACGGGCGCAUUCGGUCACCCGCAUCAUCCAUUUGAGAAGGAGGAGUAAGGGGAGUUUCAUUAGAAAAAUAAAGUUCCUAUGAACCUGCCCUUGAAGAGUGUGAUCCGAAAAGGGCUCAGCUGGGCUUCACGCCCUAACAUAUCUCGCUCUUUAUCAUUUAGCACAACAGAAACGAGUCUAAUUAGCAGCUCAUUCAGCAAUAGGCGACAUUGAGAACUGUGAAGAACGGUCUGAACUGCUUAUCUCAUUUACUGAUUAGUAUCCCUAUCGGGGCCAAACCGCAAAUUGGGCAGCGGAUGUUUGGUUGUGGUUAGUUUGCAUCGUAGUAUUUAGGCAUAAAAAGGCCGUCCGAGUCCCAGGGUAGGUUUAGUACGUAUUAAGCGUUU
Messenger RNA from Anopheles bellator, 1430 nucleotides. RefSeq names its product aldo-keto reductase family 1 member B1-like. The transcript has 3 exons. The record is from RefSeq and is a predicted model, not a curated record. Gene Ontology annotation, cellular component: cytosol. Gene Ontology annotation, molecular function: aldose reductase (NADPH) activity. NCBI's taxonomy places the organism in Eukaryota, Metazoa, Arthropoda, Insecta, Diptera, Culicidae. Bases 133 to 1092 code for a protein of 319 amino acids.